Messenger RNA from Dictyostelium purpureum, 2268 nucleotides. RefSeq lists its product as uncharacterized. The record is from RefSeq and is a predicted model, not a curated record. The transcript is spliced from 4 exons. Gene Ontology annotation, biological process: positive regulation of transcription by RNA polymerase II. NCBI's taxonomy places the organism in Eukaryota, Evosea, Eumycetozoa, Dictyosteliales, Dictyosteliaceae. Gene Ontology annotation, cellular component: transcription regulator complex; mediator complex. The coding region runs from base 1 to 2268 and encodes 755 amino acids.
AUGGUUUCACCCGAAACAGCAACAAUCACAACAAACCAUUCUGUUGCAACUCCAAUGUCAACGAUGGCCGAUUUAAAUCUUAUUGGAGGUUUUGUUCCAUCACAAAUGGGCACUCUCAUGCCGGAUACAGAUACACCUUCAGCAAUGGCAUUUUUAAAUAAUAGAUCGAACAACAAUGUAUUAUUCAGAGAUUAUCCACCAUAUAGUGACUAUAUUGCAGAAGGAUCAUCAUUCACAAAGGAUAUUAAAAUUAUUUUUCAAAUGAUAGCCCAAACUAGAUUUAUUGGUGGUGGUUUUUCAAAUGGAGGGGCAGUUUCAGAGGGUAUUUGUAAAGCUUUAAAGAUGUCUUAUUCUACCUCAAUCCCGAUCGAAGAGAGAUGUUUUAUACUUAUAACAAACAAUCCCCCAAGAGAUACUACAUGCAAACUAUGUGGGAUUUUUGAUUGUUUUGGUCAUAUAGACGAAUGUAUAAGGAAAAAUGUAAAAUUUUCAUUAAUCUCUCCACAAAAAACUUUAAAAGAAUCUUUAUUUGACAAGUUUGAUUCGAAUAUAAUUCAAACUAAUGAUGAUUCAAGUGUACAUAUCAUUGAUGAUUUAAUUUAUGCCGGAUUAAGAGGUUUUCCAAAUUUCAAAUCCCAAAAUCAAAUUUUAUUUAAUCUGGAGCAACAGGAAGAGUCUGGUCCAACAUCAACUAUCCUUCAAAAUACCAAUACUAAUAAUAGUAAUGAAAAUAAUAAUAAUAAUAAUAAUGGUAUAUCGGUACCAUCUUCUGUAAUAAAUAGUAAUAAUAUCGAUGAUAUUAAAACAACAAAUAAUACCAUUUCAAAUGGUAAUUUUUGGUUCCACAGAAUAACACCCUAUAAUAGUGCUGUUGCUAAUUCACAAAUAAGUACACUGAAUGAGCAAUCGGAUAUACAACCAAUAAACUAUAAUUUGGUUAGUCCUUUAACAAACACCCAACGACCACCAACACCAAUUAGUUACCAACAACCACCAACACCAAUAAGCCACCAAAAUACUCAGGUUGUACCAUCACAACAAAUCCCACAACCACCACCAUUUAUAAACAUUCAGCCAGUUGACUCUGCUUUAACUUCACCACAAGGCUUGGGUGUUUCAUUAUCUCCGAACCCACCACCAUAUCCUGUACAAAAACCAAAUCCUCCACCAAACCCAUUUUCUCCAUCUCAAAACAAUGUUAAUAAUAAGCAACCAUCAACUCCAAACCAACCAACAAGAGCAUUAUCAAGACAAAUGUCAGGUAAUUUUUUAAAUGUGCAACCUCCAGGAACUCCACCAAUUUCAACUUCCCCAUCUCAUCAUCAUCAAACACAAUCAAAUAUUCAACAACAACAACCUAAUACACCACAACAGCAACCCAAUACACCUCAACAACAGUUAUUGAAUAGUUUACAACAGCCUUUAACUCCUCAACAACAAUUACCAACACAUUAUCAACAACCACCAACUCCACAACCACCAACCCCAAUUAACCAACAACAACCACCAACCCCACAAUACCAACAACCACCAACUCCACAAUACCAACAACCUCAAACUCCACAGCAACCUCAAACUCCACAACAAACAAAUAAACAGCAACCAAGCACUCCACAACAACAAACAUUCCAAAAUAUUACUACUAAGAAAAGCGAGACAACAAGCCAUAAGGUUUGGAGUGGUAAUUUAUCAUAUGGUCAUGAUACUGGUUCGUUUGCAUCAUUGGUUGCUUUUGGUCAAACUAAAAUGGCUGGUGAUUCUUGCGUUAAUUGGCCUGAUACCUUGGUUAUUUCGGGCUUCAUUAGUGGUGAUGUAUUCCAGACUUAUUCAAAGAAUAUGACUUUUAUUUGGUUUGUACCUCAAAACAACGCAGAAAAUCCAGAGUUAACUUCGCUUCUAAAAAAAAUGCAAGAAGAAAAGUUGUUUCCAAUUGUUGAAAUCCCUGCACCUGCAUCCAAAACAAUGUUUUUAAUGAACCAAGAUGGUAAAUUAUAUGGUGGUAUUACUUCAGAAAUGAUUUUAUCAACCAAAAAAGAUAACACAAAUCAAAACAUAAAUAAUAUAAAUCAAAUUAAAAGUUCUCAAACUACUCCACUUAUACCAGCUAAUUCCCCAUUACCAAUACAAUCACCAUUACAAAAUAAUAAUAUAAAUAUGAAUAAUAAUACUGUAAAUACUCAACAAACACAACCAAUUCAACCACAAAACCUACAACAAAAUAUUAACAGACCUCCAUUCCCUCAGGGCCAAUGGCCCAGUAAUAUAUAA